CGCUUCAGUUCCAUCCAGGGGGAUUUUUUGGGGGGAUGUCACAUCCCGAAUUCCCGGCUCCGCGCUCGCGUUUAUCCCGGGAAAAGCGAUUUGGGAAGGGCUCCAAGUUUGGGAUCUGCGCUGCUGCUUCCAGCCUGGAAAACAUUCCCAAACCUCGGCGACUUUUUUUUUGGGGGGGAGGGGGGACACAAAAGGGAGAAACUGAGGCACACGCAGGGGUGGGAAUUCCCAAAUUCCCGCAAAUCCCGGAGAUUUGGGAUGAGGGAAUUCCCGCUCCAGGCCCUGGCGCUGCCGCUGGCUCCUCCCCGCCAGGAUCGCGGCCACCACGGGGCCACCUCGGGGCCACCUCGGUGUCACCGCUGUCCCCGCAAUGGGAUGGGAAUGGGACGGAAUUGGAGCCUUCCCACCCCAUUCCCGCCCCAUUCCCGCAGAAUUCCCGGACGAUGCCCCCCGGCCGCUGAAAUUGGGGACAGCGACAACGCCGGACGGCGCAGGGGACAGAUGGCGACAGCCGGCAAGGGCAGCAAGGCCAAGGGGUCAGGAGUGCGCUUCGCCUCCCAGGGGACCCAGGGCCACCCCCGGGAGGGGACACACGGCCACCCCCAGGAGGGGACACACGGCCACGUCCACUUCCAGGAGCAGCUGCACGACUCGGCCGUGAUGGUGACAGAGGACAAGGACGGCCACUUCCUGGUCAAGGUGGGAUUCCUGAAGAUCCUGCACAAGUACGAGAUCACCUUCGUGCUGCCCCUGGUGCCCAGCCUGGGCAGGGACAUUUGUCCCCUCCCUGUCCCCAGCCCCAACCUGCGCGUCAUCAGCGUCACCUCCCUGCCCGAAGGGCACAGUGUGCGCUGCGAGUACACGGCGCACAAGGAGGGGGUGCUGAGGGAGGAGCUGCUCCUGGCUGGACACGGCCCCAGCCACAUCAAGGUCACCGUCCAGGCCCGGGUCAUGGACCGUCACCACGGGACGCCGAUGCUGCUGGACGGGGUGCGCUGCGUGGGAGCCGAGCUGGAGUACGACUCGGAGCAGAGCGACUGGCACGGCUUCGACUGACCCCAAACCCCACCCCGGGGGGGUCCCCAAAGUCCCCAAAGAACAGGACGGUCCCCAAAGCGGGCGGGGGGACCCCGCUUGUCGCUGCUGCCGCUGCUUCGCCCUCGCCCCGCAGCCCCGGGGGGUUUUGGGGGAAUUGUGCCUCUUGGGGUGGGAAUUUUCCUCUUCUCUGGGAUAGGGGAGGAAUUUUGCCUGUGGAAUGUGGGGUGGGAGCGGGGAGUCCCCCAUGGCUCCGGGGUUGGGGCCGUGUCCCCCGGCCAUGUCCUUGUGUUGCUGCCAGCGCUGUUUUUUCGGGUUUUUUUCCUGUUUUUCUCAGAUUUUUCCUGGUUUUUCCCCUCUUUUCCCGUUUUUUAACUUGUGGUACAAGGACCAGGAGCAGUUUCAGGAGGUUUUAUGUGCCUAUAUAUAUAUAUAUAUAUAAAUACAAAGAUAUCUUA
Messenger RNA from Catharus ustulatus (Swainson's thrush), 1493 nucleotides. It is a transcript of the gene ADISSP, whose product is annotated as chromosome 5 C20orf27 homolog. The transcript is spliced from 5 exons. Lineage: Eukaryota; Metazoa; Chordata; Aves; Passeriformes; Turdidae. The record is from RefSeq and is a predicted model, not a curated record. The coding region runs from base 259 to 1056 and encodes 265 amino acids.